Kockovaella imperatae is the source of this 1264-nucleotide messenger RNA. Its product is annotated as ricin B lectin domain-containing protein. The record is from RefSeq and is a predicted model, not a curated record. Lineage: Eukaryota; Fungi; Basidiomycota; Tremellomycetes; Tremellales; Cuniculitremaceae. The transcript has a single exon. The coding region runs from base 70 to 1107 and encodes 345 amino acids.
UGGAUAAAUAGCGUACAUAUGAAUGCCUAUAGCCCCUGCUAGCCCCCCGAUCCUGUCGACUCAUCCAAAAUGCUCUCAUCCCUGCUCCUCUCCGCACUUACAGUUUCUGCGGCUCCGGCCAAGAGACAAGAUCUGGGCAACACAUCCGGGUACCUGAUCCAGUUGCCUGUCACUCCAACCAGUCCUUACGGUGCCUCGAACCUCUGUUUGGCUACCAACCCUACUGGUGCCGGUGGGCUCGGAGACGGCACACCCGUCGGUUUCGUCGACUGCCACUCGGUCCAGACUCUCUCCCCUACCAACGCCCUGUACGGCUUGUGGAAUAUCCAGCCUGGUAACCAACUCAGUGUCCAGCUUGUAGGAACCAACUAUUGCUUGGAUGCUGGUACAAACCCCGGAUCCGAUCCAUCCGUGCCUGCCAAGGUCUGGCAAUGCUACCCCGGACUCGCGCAGCAGCAGUUUUACUACACUGACACCGAUCAUAUCGCGGUGACAGGGUACACGCCUUGUCUCGACUACAGCAGCUCGGCGGGCACCAACUUUGUCGCUUGUGGUUCCAACUACAAUAAUGGGGACAUCCAGUCGUUCACUCUUAUGGCUGUUGGUAGCGCUUCGUCCACUUCUAUGGCGAGCACCUCGAGCAUGACCCCCACUUCGACAAUGGCUCCCAGUUCCACCUCUUCUUCGGCGCCUGCCGCGACCGGAAAGGUCAUCUACUGGCAGAAUGGACAGGACUAUUCUCAAUGUCUGACCGUCACCAACGGUCAGUUCUACGACGGCUCUCCCGUCGGCAUCGCUCCCUGCGCAUGGACCGCCAAUCAAAUGUGGGUCUACAGUGACCCCGGUGUCACGUCCAUUCAGGUCGCCGGACAGAACUACUGCAUCGACUUUGGUGACAAUGGCGGAUACGACGGAGUCCCGAUGAAGAUCUGGCAAUGCUACCCUGGUCUCUUCCAGCAGACCAUGUACUACACUCAGGACAACCACAUCGCCGUGUACAACGGUAACCAGUGUCUCGACGUGAAGGCUGGCACCCAGAAUGUUCAAGGCUGGCAAUGCAGCGGCCCUGAUGUUCACCAACACUGGGCAUCUGCCGGACCCGCCUAGUUUUCGAUCGGGCGAACGGACAAUGAUAGUUUAUAAUUGACAUGGACAAUGAGACUCGUUUCUUGGAAAGUAGGAAUUGCUUGUGGUGAUGUUUAGUUGCGCGACUACGCCAGGCCUUUCUGAGGUGUAGACAAAUGCACAAUAUCAAUUUGGUCGA